Messenger RNA from Nelumbo nucifera (sacred lotus), 3648 nucleotides. RefSeq names its product MIF4G domain-containing protein / MA3 domain-containing protein. Gene Ontology annotation, cellular component: nucleolus. Gene Ontology annotation, molecular function: protein binding; RNA binding. NCBI's taxonomy places the organism in Eukaryota, Viridiplantae, Streptophyta, Magnoliopsida, Proteales, Nelumbonaceae. Gene Ontology annotation, biological process: ribosomal small subunit biogenesis. The record is from RefSeq and is a predicted model, not a curated record.
CGUUUUACUCCUCCCCCGUCACCCGCCCUCGCCCCUCUCCUUCUCAUCUCAGCCCACCCCACACACUCUCUCUUUGCUUUCAUUGAAGUGCUCCAACAUAGCCGCUGCCGUUGCAGUAAGAGCAGUUGAAGGAGUUUCGGACCAGAGAGUCUACUUUUCUAUAAAGGGGUGAGGUUUUGCAAUCGACGCAGACUAUUGAGAUCACCAUCUGAUCUUCUAUCGUAUUUUUCUUCCUCCUCACAACCUUAACCAUCUCUCUCCCUUCUUCUUCAUUCCUUGCUGGACUAUUUUGUGGGUAUCGUUCUAUCCAAUCCCUACUUCGGCUCUUGAACUUGUAGGUAACGCAAAAUGUCGCCUUUGCAGAGUUUGUACUCUUUUUUUUUCGUGAUCCUUGCUAAAUCUUCCAUGAAUGUAGUUUGAUGUAGCAGACAUAUUCCUCUGUUUUUUUUUUGGGGGGGGGGGGKGGAUUUUGGUUUUUGUUAACCGAGGUUCGGCUAGGUUUCAGAUUCGCUCGUAUCACGCUUCUCAUUAAAUUCAUGUGUGGGGUUGACGUGCUCUGUUCCUAUUGGUAACGCAGCCUACCUAGUGCAGCUAAUCCGGACACACGACACACCCUAGCGUCUCUAACUCUGUUGCAAUCUCUCUGUUUCAUCAAGUUUUGCCUGAAGCAUGGAGAGUAAGUUAGGCGAGAAAUCUCGAAAAGAAAGGCGAAAAGAAGCUCGAUCAGAGAAGCAGAAGAGUCGGUAUUUAUCGUGGAUUGAACAUCAGAAAUCUAGCAAAUUGAAGAGGGUUUCUGUUGAGACCAAACCGGAAGUUAAGAAGAAAACCAAAGGAGCGUGUAAUGAGAUUUCAGAAAGGAAAGAAGUUAGACAUUCAGAUGGGAGGGAUAUAAGUGAAGAGCAACCUUCAUUGCCUGAGAGAAUGAAUUUAUCAUGUGAUUCUGAUCAUACAACGCAAACAAUGGUGAAGCGGAAGAAGAAUUUGAAGAGGAAAUCAAAGACAAAGUUUGAAGAGUAUAUUGAGAUGGAGAUGAAGAAAGGUGUUGUGUCUGCUGAGGAAGAUUUGGAAUUGGAAAGGAAACUUGCGAAGAAGCUCAAGGUGAAAGGUGGAAGAUUGCGGGGAACAGAUGAUGGGAUCAGUGAGUUAUUUGAUGGAAUUCCAUCUGUUCUUGAUUCAUUAGUGGAUGAAGAAAUUCUAGAUGCUGAAGAAGCUCUUGUAAAGAGCUCUAAUCACAAUUCUACUAGUAAGAAACAUAAGAAGAAGCAGAAACAGUUGCUGGAUGCAUCAGAACAAGAACCAGAAGAUGAGGUUGUUAGUGAUAUGACCAUUGGAGGGCUUGAUGAGAGAGAAGCUUCUUUGUUUGAUGAAUCCAAGUUGAACAUGGAUUCAUCUCAUGGUUCUGCCGGUACAAAGGUAGCAAAGGCGAAGGGGAGGAAGACCUUGAAGCAAAAGUCAAAGACAAAGUUUGAAGAGUAUAUCGAAAUGGAAAUGAAGAAAGGUGUUGUAUCUGCGGAAGAAGAUUUAGAACUGGAAAGGAAGCUUGCAAAGAAGCUCAAGGUAAAAAGUGCAAAAUUGAGGGGCACCGGUGAUGGACUCAAUGAAUUGUUUGAUGGAAUUCCAUCUGUCCUUGACCACCUGGAGGAUAAAAAAGUCCUAGAAGCUGAAGAACAUCAUGAAAAGUGUCCCAAUCACAGUUCUAGUAAGAAACAUGAUAAGAAGCAGAAGUUUCUUGAUGCACUGGAAAAUGAACCAGAAGAUGUGCUGGGGGGUGAUGUGAACAUUGGAGGACCUGAGCAGGUGGAAAAUGGUGGCACUGAGGUGGCAUUGGAAGAACCUUAUUCCAAGUCCUCUGCAGUGGAUGGAAAUGCAAAGUACAUACCUCCACAUUUGAGACAUUCUUCAGGACAAGGGUCAGAAGAGUCCCAAUUCCGUCGAAGGAUGCAUGGACUCCUAAAUAGGCUUUCUGAAUCAAAUGUGGAAAAAAUUACAGGGGAAAUAUCCAGCAUCUUCAGAUCAAUUGUUCGCAGCACCAGUUCUCAGAUAAUCAGUGAGGAAGUUCUUACAUUCUUUUCUGGAGGCCCUCGCCAAACUGAACAGAAUGUUGCUGGUUUUGCAGCUUUUGUUGCUGGCAUGGCAUGUUUGGUUGGGAUUGACUUCAGUGCAAAGCUUUUGGCUUCCCUUGCAAAAUCUUUCGAGGAUGCAUAUAUGAAAGAAGAUAGCAUUUCCUUGAGAAACCUAACCCUUCUGCUCUCUUAUCUGUGCAUAUUUGGUGUUUGCUCAAGUGAUUUGAUAUAUGAUUUUCUGAUCAUGUUGAGCAAGCGUUUGAUGGAGAUGGAUGUUUCCACUAUCCUGACAAUUCUACAGUGUUGUGGAAUGAAACUAAGGGGUGAUGAUCCAGCUUCCAUGAAAGAUUUUAUAUCGAGUGUUCAGAAUAGAGUGAAUGAGUUGAAAUUCCCUUCUGGAAGUACAACACCUGGCCAGCCAAAGAUAAACAAUAAAAGGAUGGAAUUCAUGCUUGAGACCAUAAUUGAUAUCAAAAACAACAAAAGAAGAGUUAAAGAGGAUCCUGUUCCACAUACACGGAUAAAGAAGUGGCUACAGAAGUUAAGAGUGGAAGAUAUUUUACUUCGAGGGCUCAAAUGGAGCAAGCUGCUUGAUCCCCACAAAAAGGGCCAGUGGUGGUUAUCAGGGGAUGUUGUCUCUGAAACAGAUAACAUCAAAGAGGUUGCCAGCACCAUAGACCGUGAGGUUCUGGAAGCCCAAAAAUUGCUGCAGAUUGCAGCUGCACAAAGAAUGAAUACAGAUACCAGGAGGGCGAUUUUUUGUAUAAUAAUGAGUGGUGAAGAUUACAUGGAUGCUUAUGAGAAGCUUCUAGGUUUGGGUUUACCUGGGAAACAGGAUAGAGAGAUCAUGAGAGUCCUUGUUGAUUGCUGUUUACAAGAGAAAGUAUUCAAUAAGUACUACACUGCUUUGGCAUCUAAAUUGUGUAGCCUUGACAAGAACCACAAGUUCACUUUACAGUAUUGCCUGUGGGACCACUUCAAAGAACUUGAUUCGAUGGAGCUUCAUAGAUCAAUGAACUUGGCAAGAUUCGUUGCAGAGAUGCUUGCCUCCUUUACCCUCUCCCUUGCAGUCCUGAAGACUGUCGAGCUAAGUGACCCCAAGCAGUUGAGUGCCAAAAGGGUUAUGCACUUCCGAAUGCUUUUUGAGGCUGUUUUGGAGCUCUCAGAUGCACUCGUAUGGAACAUCUUCACUCGCAUAGCUGGAAUACCUGAACUUGAGUCUCUUAGAAAUGGCCUUGGGUUCUUCAUCAAGCAGUAUGUAGUGAAUGAUAACAAAGUUUUCUCUGCAAAGUUUAAGGUUGCAAGAAAGGCCCUCGAAAAUGUUGCAGGAGUCCUGAUGUAAGUUUUUGAUACACUUUUUCAGCUAUACCAAAUUGUAUUAUUUGCCCACACAUGGUGUAUGCUGGGGUUGUUUUGGGAGGUAGAGGUUUGCUUCAUAAAGUAUUGUUACACCUCAAGUGAAUCAUGAAAGAUUAGAUUUAAUGGCUUCAUGUAUUAUUCUUUCCUAUGCAAUCAAAUCAAGUGCUUGUACUGGUAAAAAAAAGGUUAAAAGAAAUGUAGGCAAACCACAAGCACUCAAAGAGAA